Eurypyga helias (sunbittern) is the source of this 660-nucleotide messenger RNA. RefSeq names its product collagen alpha-1(VII) chain-like. Lineage: Eukaryota; Metazoa; Chordata; Aves; Eurypygiformes; Eurypygidae. The annotation marks the transcript as partial. The transcript has 12 exons. The record is from RefSeq and is a predicted model, not a curated record.
UCCCAGGGGCCGCGGGGGCCGAUGGGGCUUUCUGGCCCGAAGGGGGAGAAGGGUGAGCCGGGAGAGCCCAGGGUGAUUGUGGAUGGAGGACAAAGGCGGCCAGGCCAGAAAGGGGAGCCGGGCAUGCCGGGCAGCCCUGGCCCCGCUGGGAGCCCCGGCCCACGGGGGCCCUUUGGUGAUCCAGGCCCCCCUGGUCUGCUUGGACCCAUGGGGCCACCAGGACCUCCAGGAGAGUUUGUGAAGGGGGAGAAGGGUGACCGAGGGGAAAGGGGCCCUCCUGGACUUGUGGAUGGGGCAGUGCCUCGUGGGGAGCCCGGAACCCCGGGCCUGCCUGGGGACCCUGGGCCCCGGGGACCUGCCGGGCCCCCUGGCUUGAAGGGAGAGAAGGGUGAUGGCAAAGAAGGUUUUCCAGGGCCGCCCGGCCGUGCCGGAGACCCAGGCGACAGGGGCCCUCGGGGACCACCGGGGGAGCAGGGCCGGAAGGGAGACCGUGGGGCACCAGGCGAGCUGGGAGAGACGGGUGAGAAGGGAGACCGUGGUGUGCCAGGACCCGAGGGCGAGAAGGGUGCCCCUGGCCUGAGCAUCCCUGGGCCGGCUGGCCCCAAAGGCGAGCAGGGCGAUCGGGGAAUUGUCGGCCUCACGGGCAGGAGCGGCCCGAAG